This is a messenger RNA of Spathaspora passalidarum NRRL Y-27907, 3656 nucleotides long. RefSeq names its product Hip1p. Gene Ontology annotation, cellular component: membrane. Gene Ontology annotation, molecular function: amino acid transmembrane transporter activity. The transcript is spliced from 2 exons. The record is from RefSeq and is a predicted model, not a curated record. The coding region runs from base 1081 to 2580 and encodes 499 amino acids. Gene Ontology annotation, biological process: amino acid transmembrane transport. NCBI's taxonomy places the organism in Eukaryota, Fungi, Ascomycota, Pichiomycetes, Serinales, Debaryomycetaceae.
AACAGAUUACAUACGGCUAAUAAUUCGAGUAAACUAUAAAUAAUCAAAGAUUCCCCCUUUUGAUAUGUCUCUGAAACUUGUUUCACAUAAUUCUACUAUUUAGUUCUUCCUAUAUUUUCAUCUUUUGAGAUUAACGGAUUUUAAUGAGGACACGACAUUAGUGCGACAUAGUGUACGACGACAUUUGCACCAGCCUCAAUCGAUUUUUUCCGUUAAAGCGGCUUUAUUUUAAACGAGUGGCUUGAUUUGGUCAUGACAUAGUGACCGCUAAAUUACAUCAUACUACUUACAGAUCUCAUGCUUUGAUAACCUUCAAAAUUGAUCUGAUGGAAUGUUCUUUCAGUGUUAAUGAGAAUAGACAAGGGGGAAAAUGGAUUCAAGACAAGCGCUUUUAAGAAGACGUACAGGAAAAAAAAAUUCACCACAAAAGUUGCAAUUGCCUUGAGGUUUUAUGAUAAUGCCGUGCGAAAAAUCCGCCCCGAGAUUGUUUUCUCCACUUGCACCUACCAAUUACAUUGCAUUCUUUAACUUCAGCGGCCCGAUUAUGUGCCAAGCUUAGUUAUUUCCUUUCUAACUGCCUAGCAAAAGAGUCAUUUUUUUGGAGAAAUUAACGGUACAGUGAAAAAAAAAAAAUCUUCAAUUUGAUCAGGCAAAAGAAAUGACUCCAAGUAUUGUUUCUCGGAUGAUGCAAACUAAUAAAGAAAUUUCUCUUUCUUUUUUAUAUAUUUCCUACAAUUUCCCCAUAUUCUCUAUUAUCAGUAAGAUUUUCUUGAUUGUAAUCUUGCUAUCUGAGACAGAUAUAACUUUCCUUAUCUAAUUCUCGACAAUAUGAGUAAAGAACACGGCAAAAUCGAGGAAUCCUCGGCCCUGUCACUGAUGGAACAAUAUGGCCGUCCUCAAAUAGAAUCUCCACAAGACGCCUCAAAAUGGCAGAACUUCAAAGAUUCAUUUAGGCGAGCCGACAAGGUAUCUGAUGUACUUGAAUCAUCACACAAGCUCCAUCUUUCGGAUAUCGAAAGGGCCAACUUGGGUACCACCGGUGAAGAUUUACAUCGAAAAUUAAAAAAUAGGCAUAUUCAAAUGAUUGCAUUGGGAGGAAGUAUAGGGACUGGACUUUUAGUCGGUAGUGGGAAAGCAUUGUAUAUGGGUGGUCCAGCCGCUUUAUUAAUUGCAUGGGGUGUGGUUGGAACCAUGGUUUUCUGUGUGGUUCAUGCAUUGGGGGAAUUAUGUGUUGCAUUCCCAGUUAAUGGGGCAUUUUCUACUUAUGCAACUAGAUUUGUCGAUUCAUCAUGGGGUUUUGCUGUUGGGUGGAACUAUGCUAUCAUGUGGUUGUUUGUGUUCCCGUUGGAAUUAGUUGCUGCUGCAAUGUGUUUGCAAUUUUGGAACACAACUAUAAAUCCAGUCAGUUGGGUUGCAAUUUUCUACGUUGCGAUUGUUCUUAUUAACCUUUUUGGAGUCAAAGGAUACGGAGAAGCUGAGUUCUACUUGACAAUUUUUAAGAUUAUCGCCCUUGUUGGAUUCAUUAUAUUGGGUGUUAUCUUAGUUUGUGGAGGUGGUCCAAAGCAUGAAUUUAUUGGGAACAAGAAUUGGAAAGUCGGUGCAUUUGCCAAUGGAUUCAAAGGAGUAGCAACUACUUUUAUCACAGCAUCUUAUUCCCUUGCCGGUACAGAGAUGGUUGGAUUGGCAGCAGCUGAAGUCGAUAAUCCAAGAAAAGUGCUUCCAAAAGCCAUUAGGCAAGUCUUUUGGAGAGUAUUUUUAUUCUACUAUUUGACAUUAACUUUCAUUGGAUUGUUGGUUCCUUAUAACCACCCAGAUUUACUUGGUGGUUCAGGAAACAAUGCUUCACCAUUUGUCAUUGCCAUUAAGGAUGCCGGUAUUAAAGCUCUUCCUUCCAUUUUCAAUGCUUGUAUUUUAUUCGCUGUUGUUUCAGUUGGAAAUUCAUCAGUUUUUGGAUGUUCACGUACCAUUCAAAGUUUGGGUGCACAAGGGUUAGCACCUCUGUGGUUUGCUUACAUUGAUCGUAAAGGUCGUCCAUUGGUGGCUUUGGGAAUUUCCGCUAUCUUUGGAGCACUUUGCUUCCUUACAGCUUACAAAGAUCAAGGUACUGUAUUUAACUGGUUAUUAAGUGUCGCUGGAUUAGCAACUGUUUUCGCAUGGUUUAAUAUCGCCUUGUGUCACUUUAGAUUCAGAAGAGCUAUGAGGACCCAAAAAAGAUCUCUCGAUGAAUUGGUAUUUACCUCUGUUACUGGGAUCUGGGGGUCGUUAUACUCAAUGGCAUUCCUUAUUCUUGUCCUAAUUGCUCAAUUCUGGGUUGCUUUAUUCCCACUUCACAGUAAUGGCAAGCCAAGUGCAGAAUCUUUCUUUCAGAAUUACCUUGGAGCUUUUGUCAUAUUGAUUUGCUACAUAGGACACAAGUUAUAUACUAGAAACUGGAGAAUUUAUUUGAGUUCUGCUGAUAUUGACUUGGAGUCAGGUAGAAGAAUUGUCGAUGUCGAAGUAUUACAAGCUGAAAUGACCGAAGAAAAGGAAGCAAAUCGAUUGAAACCUGUAUACAUCCGAUUGUGGAACUAUUGGUGCUAGACUAUAUAAAAUUACAAUAAAAGUGGAGCAAGGUCAGGAUCAAUUUCUGUCCUUUUCUCCUUUCUCCGUCUGUUGGAAAUCCAGUUUUGUACCUGCGACUUCGAUAGAGACGUCAAAUUCAUCAAUUCUAUAAUCGAUUCUCUCGUUAGAUAUGGAUGCUGUAAGUUUUGAUUGUACCAGUUCUCCAAUAUAUCUAGUUGUUGUUUUACCAACCUACGACUUCCCCGCUUACACAGGUCAGCUCCUUCCUGCACAGCUUCCUCGACCCGUAACAUACCCAAAGAACUCUCUUGAAGUGCAAUUCUUUCAGAUAGAAUGCAUUCCAAUACCUUUGCAUGGCCGUUGAUACGACGUAUUAGGUCCUUCUCAUCUUCCCCAAGUGUUUCCGUUUCUAUUAUGAAUUUCACUUUAGAGAUAUAACUAUCAAUCUCUUCUUUAAUGUUUUCCGGGUCAAAGACAGGGAAUGUGGAAAGAGUAGAAAUAUGUAUUAAUAAUCGUUGAUUAAUCUGGGUUAGUGUACCUAUAUUUUUGUUCAUUGUGCUCUUGAUAUUGCAUGCCGCAAAGAUAACUUAAGCAAGCAAAAAACAUACAAAUUAUACGCGCAUUCUGCACAAUAAAUUUGUCACAUGAAUCGCCUGGCUAUGGCCUCUGCGUCAGUGCUCAAAAAAAAAGAAAGCUUUAAAGAUGAUACAGUCCAAAAAUGUUAGUUCUAUAUAGAGAUAGUAUUCCAGUUGACUUAUUCUUCUCAAAAACUAAAAAGUUAAAUACCGAUAUCUACUCAUUCAAUGACUGUGGCAAACAAUGAUAAGAACUUAAACUUAUUUACGUAAACUUAAUUCCUUUGCUCUUCGUAGAAUAUAAUUAAAAAUAGGGAUCAAUGAAUUACAAACGGUCCCUAACUAGGAGAUCAUAAGCAUUAUUUAUCUUCAAUAGAACUAAUUAUUGUACCUGGUAGUUACUAGGCGGGGUAAGCACCCAAUUUCCCAAUUGGGAAUUUAUAACGGUAAGGUCAAUAUGGAGCAGCAUAUGCCUAUAUUAGGAAAGUUUUUACUUUAUCAAUUUCGUACAACCCUUCC